Molecule: messenger RNA, 342 nt
Organism: Saprolegnia parasitica CBS 223.65
Lineage: Eukaryota; Oomycota; Saprolegniomycetes; Saprolegniales; Saprolegniaceae
Exons: 5
Coding region: 40-273 (77 amino acids)
Biological process (GO): cellular heat acclimation
Cellular component (GO): nucleus; cytosol
Molecular function (GO): transcription corepressor activity
Source: RefSeq, a predicted model, not a curated record
CGCAAUUGCUUCGAGGGCCGGAACCACCGACGCGACGCCAUGAACAAGCAGAACGAACACGACCUCUCGGCCGGCGGCGCCCAGGACUCGCAGGAGCUGACGGUCUUCGUGCAGAGCCUCCUGGAGCAGAUGCAAUCGCGGUUCGCACAAAUGUCAGAGGCCAUCAUCGGAAGAAUCGACGAGAUGGGCAGCCGGAUCGACGACUUGGAAAAGUCCAUUGGCGAGCUCAUGGAACAGUCCUCGACCGAAGGCAAGCCCGCGCCCAAGGAGUAAUCGUCUUCUUAACACGACACGACGAUGAUGAUUUGCGCCGUAUUAAAACCCAAACUCUUCUUCGUCGUG